CCUAUGGAACAGCCUACAACUUCAACUUCCUAUGGCUACCACAUCACGAGCCUCAAAGUCUAGAGGCAGACAGAUGGACCACAAGCACGCACACGGCACUAGCUGGACCGACAUUCCAUUCACUGCCGGCUCCCUCCGUAGACUACACCAUGGAAUUCGAACAACAGUCUCAUUUUCCAACUUCGGACAAGUCUCCACUGUAUCCGCAUGGCUUACUCCACAACUUGCAUAGUCGAGAUCGUUUCUCGCGAUGCAGGAUCGACAAUUCGGUGCGUCUGUCGACGAUAACUUGACCAAUUUACUAGGCUUUCGGCCCAUCGUGCUUUACGACACUCGAGUUGACACGAUUGACGAAUCGUUGACUCUGUCCCGAUCAAGGAAGGAGCAGCAGCUUCCCCACUUCUCCACGCUCUCCAGUCACGAACUCGACGAACUCGACGCCGAGCGUUCCUCAUGCGCAUCACCACAGGACCACCAGCAAACGAAGACCCCCACCGAGUCAUACCCUCCACCACGGGAGCGAGGAUUUGCUGUAGGUGACGCGAUGUUCAACUACCGAGCACUUGGCAGUUUACGCACCGGACUUGCCCCCAUAGCGCUACUCAGUCGAUGGCACGCCGGACUUGCAGUCACCGCCUUCGCAUCAGGAGCGACAGUCGCCGUUAUGCACUCUGCAUAUCGUCCGCUGUUAAUUUCGACGCUGAAUGACCAUUUUAAGAGGAAGUAUGACCAAGGAACGGCUUUACUGGAUUGGGGCGAGAUUCUGUCGGUAUUCCUCGGACUCUUUUCGGACUGUGUUCCGAUAUACGGAACUCGACGUAAGGCCUAUAUCGCUCUUGGAUGGAUACUCAGUGCAUUGAGUUAUGGCAGCGUGUACGCGAUUCACUUGCGUGAAAUUCAUGGCGUUAAACAGCCUGGCCCAUUGUUCGGACGUUUGUUGGAGCUGUGGAGUAUCGUAGGUAGCUUUGCACUUCAGUUGUCGUGGGUGGCUGCAUUAGCGUCGAUCGUGGGGUUUGGACAACGAGAGGCUCUAAGUGAACGCGGUGGAUUGGCCACGUUGUUUUUAAUUAUUUGGCAAACAGGGGCAUUCACCGCUCACUUCGUUGUUGCAGAAUUCCAACCGAGACUUACACUAUUAAACACUAGCGCUGGCAUCGCGAUAACAUCGUUGGUUGUACUCCCUUUCGUGUUGUGCUUUUUACACGAAGACGACGAGCAGGAGUCAGCGACGACGCUAUCGACGAAGCGAGUCGGAGUAUUACCGGCGCUGCGUACGGGAGUUAGUCAGCUAUGGGAGGUUUGUCAGGAGAAAGUGACUUAUCGUGUACUGUUGUUCUUGUUGGUAUACGGAGUAUUGCUCAGGGCUUGUGACCCGGAAGUGGACAACGCUCUGGCAAGUUGGAGUGACUUUGAGGACACAGAUCCGUGGGUACUCGUGAUAAUGAGCGGCGUGGGAGUUGUUGCAUUGAUUCAAGCGAAAUGGAGACUACUGAAUACUGCGUGGCGGCCGUUGGCCUUCAUUGGUGUCGGGAUUGUAGUCCUUGCUGCUGUUGUACGAGCAACGAUUAUUACGACGGAUACUGUCCAUUCUAACUGGUUCUUCUCGAUCUUUACGGGGCUCAUGGUGUGGCCAAGGAUGUGGAUUUUACUGUUUACAGUACUGACGACUACGGAGAUAGCGCAUGUGGGUUGUGAGGGCGUCACUAUGGGUCUUGUACUCUCGGGCCAAGGACUCGGCAACUCGGUACUGAAUGCAGUCACAAGAUGGAUCAGUGAUGCCACGAAUACUCGAAUUACUCAGAGUCUGAUUGACGAAGACUCACGCAGCAUUCGAGUUCGUGUUCUGUUCGUAGCGGUUGCUUACGCUGCCGUCAAUUUAUUCGCUGCAGCUUCGGUACUAUGGCUCCCACGUUGCAAGCUUGAGGCUCAACAGCUCCGUGCUUUCGGAGGUUAUAGCAGGAAAGGUGCCGCAUUGAUCGUGGCGCUGUUUGUAGUACUACUAGCGCUCGUCAUCACUACAAAUUUUCACAUAGUUUAGAGACUAAAGACUCUCACUCUCGUAGAAGAGAGUACUAAUCCAAUAUUAUUUUUUUUGCAGCUUCA
Messenger RNA from Phytophthora nicotianae INRA-310, 2103 nucleotides. RefSeq lists its product as hypothetical. The record is from RefSeq and is a predicted model, not a curated record. The transcript has a single exon. The coding region runs from base 251 to 2038 and encodes 595 amino acids. NCBI's taxonomy places the organism in Eukaryota, Oomycota, Peronosporomycetes, Peronosporales, Peronosporaceae.